Messenger RNA from Myripristis murdjan (pinecone soldierfish), 2554 nucleotides. Its product is annotated as intercellular adhesion molecule 1-like. The coding region runs from base 126 to 1235 and encodes 369 amino acids. The record is from RefSeq and is a predicted model, not a curated record. Gene Ontology annotation, biological process: cell-cell adhesion. Gene Ontology annotation, molecular function: integrin binding. Gene Ontology annotation, cellular component: membrane. The transcript has 5 exons. Lineage: Eukaryota; Metazoa; Chordata; Actinopteri; Holocentriformes; Holocentridae.
GCAGGUCGCUGGGGAAAUCCAGUUUCAGAGAAGGUCUGUACUUUUUUCAAGGAACACUAGGGGUGGGAAGCGCUCCAGAACGGGACAACGAUUUUUGAAAUCAAUCCUGAUACACUGACGGAUUUAUGGAUUUUAAUUCUGCCCUAAAAACGUGCACUGCGCUGAUAAAUCGGCCGGCAAUGACGUGGUUAGUUGUUCUCACCGGGGUAAUCGCGUGUAUAGGCAGGCCUGUGAGUGCAUCCUGUCCUAUUGUGAUGACCCCUCCCAGAGUUGUGGUGAAGCAUGGAGGCUCUUUCAGUGUCAUCUGCAGCACAUCGGAGGCACAGGUGGAAGGAAUGGGCUGGGAAUCUUCGCUGGGAGCCGUAAGCCUUACAGAUAAUGUCACAUCUCUCCCUUUUAAAAUAACGGCUCUGACUCAGUGGACAUUUUCUCCGCAAUGCUACAUGAAUCUCCUUAAUGGUGACCAGUGUCAGCAGAGACUUUCAGUCACUGUCUACAAAAUGCCUGACAGUGUGACCAUCUCUCCAUCAAGUCAUUUGGGCCCGAUGGUCGAAGGUAAAAAGUACAGCCUGCGGUGUGAUAUUGACAAAGUCGCUCCAGUGAAGAACCUCUCUGUCAUUUGGCAGAAAAGAAAUGAGACCAUCCAUAGUCAGUCGUACAACAGUGAGGUUAACACUCCAGUGCAAGAGUCAUCUGUCCUCAUAAUCAGUCCCAGUAGGGAUGAUAAUGGAGCUCAAAUCCACUGUGCAGCACAGCUGAACCUUGGACCAAUGGGACCAAAUCCUGCUGUGAUGGCAUCAAACCCACAUGAGAUGAUUGUACACUUCCCACCAACCUUCACGGGGCCUGAAACAGAGAAUGUGCAGCUCACAUCUAAGAGUAAAAAUAUUUUAAACUGUACUGCUACGGGAAACCCCAAGCCAGUAUACAGCUGGCAGUCUCCACAUCCCCUGCAAGUGGACACAAAAAAUAAAGCUGUUUUGACCCCUCCCAUGCUGCUUCCAGGGACCUAUAACUGCACAGCCACUAAUGCCAUUGCUAACAGGACCAAGAUGUUCAUUGUCUCUGAAGUUCAAGGAGGUCUAACAACAUUUGCAGCCAUAAUUGGAGCAGGGGUGAUCCUGGGAGCCAUACUCGCUGUUGUCCUUGGCAUGUUAGUAACAUCUGAAGGCACCUUUUCGACAACAAAGGGCAGCUGGCUCGCAGGAAGGACCUCCUCAUCAGGGAUUAUAUGAGUCUGACCUCUUAGUUUUUUGUUUUUGUUUGCAGUUAUGCAUGGCUUUUGAAUGAAACUGGGUGCUUAUGCUGAGGAUAAAUAUACCAACAUCAUUUUCUGAUGAUUGUCUAGGAGCAUGGUCUGUUUCGCAUGCUUAUAUGGUUUUGCUUCCUGCCUUGCAUUGACCACUGUGCCUUUUUAUAAAUGCAUGAUCUCAGUAGACUUCAACAUUUUUCUGUGUGGUUCAGUUUGUUGCAUCUUUUUGACAGUCACUGUAUACUGGUACUGAAACGGUACUGAAAUGUAAGCCAAUUUCUUUUUAGUUGAAAAACUGCUUGAUGAGUGAUCUGAGACUUUUGCAACUUCCAUCAAUCGAUACCACACAGCUGUCUUGAAACAGCCAUUGUUGCAUUGUUGCCUGUUUCCUCUUAAUUACAGAACUCAAGACCAUUGCACAAAGGACCAAACCUUAAGGUGCAAAUGGAGCCAUUCAUUGUUUUUACCAACUCAGGUAUUAUCUGUUCCUCUGUUUUUAAAUCGCUGUCACAAACAUUUGCAUGACAAAGCUAGAACAAUUACUUGAGAGGGCCCUGAGAUCUUGCAUAUGCGUCUGCUAAGGGGCAAAAUGCUGUUAGUGAGUUUUAUUAUGGUAAUAGUGUUUUGUUUUUUGUUUUUUUUUUGUGUGUGUGUUUUAAUGAUGUUUCAUCGCAUACAGUAUACUCAUGUUGUGAUUUUAUAUGCAGUGUUGCAACUUUUGAACUUUUGGUUUGUAUUUAUCAAAGCACUGAAAACUCUGGCCAUACUUAUGUUGUAAGCCAAAUUCAUGAUGCAUGGGCAACACUAUGAUGUUUUUUGUUUGUUUUUUUUUUUGUUUGUUUGUUUUUUUAACCAUUAGGUCUGAAUUUGAGCCAUUUCAACAUUUGUGUCUGGUCUACUGCUUUUGUUUUUUUAUGUUUCCCAUUUUAUUUAUUGUUGUUAGGAUUCACUUUUUAAACAAGUGAAAAUGAGCAGAAUGAGGGAAAAGUCAUCUUUCAAGGGAAAAGAGGCCAUUUAAAAUAUUGAUGUGUGUAAAUGUAGUUUUUAAGAUGCAUGGAUUCGUUGUUUAACGUAAGCCAACUCCUCUGUCAGUAAUCUUAGGCAGAAUACUGAUUUAGGCAAAGUCAAACCGCUCUUUUACUCAACUAUGUUUCCCCCGCCACCUUUUGUCAACCCCUUGGACUUCUCUCACCCAUUCUAUUUGGCAUACAUUAUACUGUACUGAGACUGCCAUACUAAUUAGUGCACAGCAAUGUGAAUCUGUGUAUCUGUUCUCCUGCCCAUGUCGGCCAAUAAAAAAAA